Molecule: messenger RNA, 1038 nt
Organism: Prunus armeniaca (apricot)
Lineage: Eukaryota; Viridiplantae; Streptophyta; Magnoliopsida; Rosales; Rosaceae
Source: the annotation of a GenBank genome assembly
AUGGUGGGAGGCGGGAACAGAAAGGACGAGUCUGUGGUUCUGAAUAGCACCAACGUGUUUGCGGCGCUCGGGAGCUUGAAGAAAAAGAAGAAGUCCGAGAAAGGUUCCUCCAAGAGCUCGAAAAGCGGCACAGCUCAGAAUCCUGAGGAGGCCGAAAAAGAGGUGUUUUGGGCUCCUGCGCCCCUCAACGUGAAAUCGUGGGCCGAUGUCGAUGACGAGGACGACGACGACUACUAUGCAACUACAGCUCCGCCCGAAUUGGGCUGGGCUGGUGAGGAUUCAAAGGUGGCCAAGGAGACUGAGCAUGAGGCUGAGCAUGUGGAAGUCGGUGAACUGGUAAGUGAAAGCGAGGAGGAAGGACUUGAUGAAGUCGAUGAUGUUGACGAGGAACAUGAAAAUGAACUUGAAGCACCAGUGGAAACUGAGCCACUUAAGAAGCCCCCUGAAGCUUCUCCAGCUCCUAAGGAUACUGAAAGGCAGCUUUCUAAGAAGGAACUGAAGAAAAAGGGGCUUGAAGAACUUGAAGCUGUUCUUGCAGAGCUAGGAUAUGGUGCCAAAAGCGAGACCGGUGGCCAAGAUGAUUCCAGUGGUAUUGCACAAGAGAAGAAAGUAGAGAAUCUAAAUGGCGAGGUAGACAAGAAGGAGAAUGCCACCGGGGAGAGCAAAAGUGCAAAAAAGAAGAAAAAGAAGGAUAAGUCAUUGAAGGAGCCAAAAGAAUCCCCGGACCAGCCUGAUGGCAUCGAUGUUGCAGCAGCAGAUGAAGAUGCUGGGACAGAAAAGGGAGAAAAUACAUCUGCUGGUGAUGUUAAAGAGCGGCUAAAGAAAGUGGCAUCCAUGAAGAAGAAGAAAUCAAGCAAAGAAAUGGAUGCAGCUGCCCGAGCAGCUGCGAGUGAAGCUGCUGCUAGGAAUGCAAGGCUAGCUGCAGCAAAGAAAAAAGAGAAGAACCACUACAAUCAACAGCCGGUGCGUGCUUGUGUUUUUUAUGUGCGUCUUGAGGACCUCAGCAACUCCUCCUGUGUAGCACGUGCUGGGUUCUAA